Molecule: messenger RNA, 294 nt
Organism: Meloidogyne enterolobii
Lineage: Eukaryota; Metazoa; Nematoda; Chromadorea; Rhabditida; Meloidogynidae
Source: the annotation of a GenBank genome assembly
UUUAUAAAAAUGAAAAUUUUCCUGACAAUUUUUCUACUAACAUUAUUAGUUGCUGUAUCCUAUGGAACUGAAAUGGGAGUAGAAAAUUCAAAGGGAAUUCAAGAAACUGAAGAAAUAAAGGGCGUAAAUGGAAAAAUACCACAUGGCCGACAUAAGCGUUGGUGGGGAGGCUGGUAUGGAGGUGGGUGCUGUGGUGGUGGAUGGGGAUGGUGAUCACGCUAGUUUCCUUCAUCUUUUAGAACAAUUUAGAAGGCAAAUGACCAUAUUAAUGAAUAAAGGAAUAAAAAAUGAUUU